AUGUCUGCAUGUCCGACAACGAGGACUCCGCUGCCGCCAUAUCCUCUGCCAUGGCGAAAGCGUGAAUAUGGCGACAGGCUUCCUCGCAUACUGCUGUGGAACCGAACCGGACUUGGUAGGUGGUGGACCGCCGGAGAUGCCGUGUGUCCUAUCGGAAGGAACCGUUCGGUCGUGUGUGACGUCACCGAAGACCAGCACGAGCUGAGUUCAAGCGACGCUGUUGUCUUUAUCGCUGACCACUUGAAAUACUUGAACCUGCCUACACUACGCACCAACUUUCAGCCCUGGAUCUUUUGGGUCAAGCACACCCGACCUCCACAGGAAGAGCGCGCGACGCGCAGUGGCUCACUUUUACGGCGUUUUGCAACAGACAUGUUCACCUGGACCAUGGCCUACAGGGACGAUGCUGAUAUUGUCGUGCCUUACAAGACAUGGCGCUGUGGCUCAGCUACGGACAAGCCACUGGCCAAGACCAUCGAGCGGCCCCUUGAUACCCUGACAUCUCGGGAGAGAAAAGACGCCGCUUGGGUCCUCGGCAGCUGUGAACAGUACCGCUUCGAGAACCAAAUACUGGCCCUCGGUACAGUCGACGACCCAGUUGGCUUCAGAUCGGUCGAUGCCGACACCAGUACGGGGGACACUGUUAGCAUACGCCUAUUUCCUGAUUGCGGAGCGAACGAAUGUUCAUCGCGAGGUGAGUGCAUACAGCAUAUCGCUCAUAACUACCACUUCAUAAUCGUCUCUUUGACACCCGAGUGCUUCCAAAGUGCCUACGAACUCAUCUACGACGCGUUCGAAUACAGCAUAGUUCCCGUCGUGUUGGCGCCAGCGAAUUCCAAUCUGAACGUUCCCGACCAUUCGGUGGUCAGCUCGGCUGACUUUCGAGAGCCAGGCGAACUUGCUGCGCAAUUGCGGAAUCUCCUGAGCGACCGCGCUAUGUACGAGAGCUAUUUUGCCUGGAAGCAAAACUGCUCCUUGACGCCGCCCAAAAACGAACUGUGCCCGUUGUGUCGGGUGUUGUGGGAAACGCCCGCUGAUCAUCUCAAUGUUCAUCCCGGCGUCAACGAGUGGUGGGGGCGGCGCCUCGUCUGCCAGCGUGAGUCUUUGCAUGGACUUGACUCUGCGUUUGUAUUGGAGCGUUGA
This is a messenger RNA of Dermacentor andersoni, 1143 nucleotides long. RefSeq names its product alpha-(1,3)-fucosyltransferase C-like. Gene Ontology annotation, molecular function: fucosyltransferase activity. Gene Ontology annotation, cellular component: membrane. The record is from RefSeq and is a predicted model, not a curated record. Lineage: Eukaryota; Metazoa; Arthropoda; Arachnida; Ixodida; Ixodidae.